AUGAAUCUUUAUGAAUUUACAUCACAACAGCUUAUAGAACACAGUUCCGUGUUCAAUCAUUUAUUAGCAAAUGUCGAUGUGUAUUAUGUAAAACGAAGCACAAAAGCAAUAACUCUGAUCGGCACAAUCGAAGAGCAGAGUUUUAUAAAUAUCCCGAUGAAAUAUGUUUAUGCUGGAACUGGAGAAUUGUACUUUGGAGUUCGGGGAUACACAAUAAGUAAAACACCUUUCUCAUGUGAAGAAUUAAAAAAUUUAGGAGAAUUGCAAAGUCUACUUCAGUGCAAAAUUGAGGACUCGCAAGAAAACAUUUCAUUUUUCAUCAAGGUGAUGGGAAAAGUUCAAAGCAUUUACCACGAACUAACAUCGAGACAUACAUCAAGAAGUGCUUAUUACGAGUUAAAAAUUAGAUCUUCUUCACUUUUUUGUAAUUCUUUACCAGUCAGUAUUAAAAUCAAGUUAUUUUCAAUGGAAACACAAUUGGAUCCAGGAGAACUUCUACAGAUGCCUCAUGUGGAACCGGGAAAAUGCGUUGUUACAGUUUCGUUAAAGUACUUAGACAAAUCAUGGUACUGUUACCACGAUAUACCAAAUAUUGAAGGAAUGUCUGUGUGGACUUUUGAAUCAUAUGACAGUCCUAUGGUGAUGGAAUUAAAUCUAGGACUUCACACAAUUUACAAAGAAGGAACUUUUUGCAUGACGAUUUAUUGUCCUUACUGGAUGAUCAAUAACACAGGAUUGUGUUUAGCUUAUAUGAAAUCCAAACGUACAGAAACACUUGAACUAAAAGGAGUACGUAAGCAAUAUAUGGAGACCCCAAAUGUUUUAUACCAACCUGACGAUUUCAAAGGACCCCUCAUGUUUUCAUUUCAUGCAAAAAAUUUCUUCGACAAGAAAACCGCGCUGGUCAGGGUUGAAACGGGAGAAUGGUCAAUAGAGGUACCUCUGGACACACCUGGUUCUUGGGGUUCUGUAGCAUGUCCUAGUGGCGCAAUGAUUUAUGAGCUUGGUAUAUCAAAUUCUUUGACGUAUAAUAAUUUAACGAAGCAGAUUAUGUUUACUCCACGAUAUCUUUUGGUCAACCAGUCGUCUUACAUGAUUCAAAUCCAAGAAUUUGAAGUUUCCAAUGCUCCUUGGAUAAAAUUAGGACCAAAAUCGGUUUUACCGUUUUGGCCUAAGAGCAAAAAACCACAAAAAUCAAUAUAUAUGAAAUGUGAAAACUUGAAUCAAGUUACUUUACCAGUAACUUAUACAACGCCAGUAACUGUACUUCUUCGCUUGGAUAAUAAGUUUGGUGGAAUCCAAGCUGAAAUUCAAGUUUUGGAUAGUUCUGUAUAUAUUAUGUUACAAAUUUAUAUACCAGGAAUGGCACCAGCACUUGUUAUUAACCAUACUGAAGAACAAGUUGCUGUUAAAGAUAGUAGUGUUACAAAUUAUAGAUACGUUGGACCUUUUCAACACAUGUACUUCACAUGGGAUAAUCCAUCAGGACCGAAAUCCUUCACGUGCUACAUUAAAAAUAAAAGAAUUGUGACCCACGAUUUGAAGCGAGAUGGCAUGGGAUCAGUUAAGAUAAAGGCAAGGCAGUUUGUGUAUUGGUCGUCAUUUCUCUACGAUAUGCAAAGAGUUAUUCUUAUAACGAGUACGAAAAAUUUUGCUGAAAAUUCUUUGAUAACCAGGCAAGAUUUAAUAAUGGACCAAAUUGCUGUGUCAAUUUAUGGAGUUGGACUUUCGGUUGUUAAUAACCAAAAAUUACUUGAUAUCAUGUAUAUGUGCUUUGCGAGUUCUGGUAUUUUGUGGGAAACAUGUAAACUAAAAUCAAAAAGAUUCAAACCUAUGCAUUUAGAAGACAUGGUGAGCAUAGAAGAAGCUUAUGUAAAAUAUCUAUCUACAAUCGAUAUACCUGCAAAAUAUCCAAAUGCCAAAGUUGAAAUCAGACCUAAUUUAGAGGUAUUAUAA
This is a messenger RNA of Ctenocephalides felis (cat flea), 1956 nucleotides long. Its product is annotated as vacuolar protein sorting-associated protein 13-like. Lineage: Eukaryota; Metazoa; Arthropoda; Insecta; Siphonaptera; Pulicidae. The coding region runs from base 1 to 1956 and encodes 651 amino acids. Gene Ontology annotation, biological process: protein retention in Golgi apparatus; protein targeting to vacuole. The transcript has 12 exons. The record is from RefSeq and is a predicted model, not a curated record. Gene Ontology annotation, cellular component: extrinsic component of membrane.